Manis pentadactyla (Chinese pangolin) is the source of this 3004-nucleotide messenger RNA. It is a transcript of the gene C4H1orf167, whose product is annotated as chromosome 4 C1orf167 homolog. The record is from RefSeq and is a predicted model, not a curated record. NCBI's taxonomy places the organism in Eukaryota, Metazoa, Chordata, Mammalia, Pholidota, Manidae.
CAUUUAGAGCAACAGAGAUUCCUGAAGAACCUGCCUGUCAGCCUGGUCAGUGGACAUGGCCGGUGGGUGCCUGUUUGCCAGGCCGAGAGGGGAGGGCCUGCUCUCACCCCCUCCCCAGGAGCAGUGCUGUGCCAGGAGCCCUGCCGAGUCCAGACCAACCUGGCCAGCCCUGGCCCUGGCCUGAACCUCACCCUGAAGGACAUGAAUGGCCGGCUGCUCAGCUCGGGUUUCUGGCAGCAGAGCAACCUGAAGACCCCGGCCAAGAGGCCCCGGGAGAAAGCCCGAGAGGUUGCUGCCCAGCAGAGUAACCUGAACAUAAGAGAGACCAGCUUGGCCAGGGAUGGAAGUCACACCAGCCCCAGCCUCUGCUCAGAGCUUCAGGAAAGCCUCUGGCCCCAUCCGAUGCACCAGGGAAGCCCCCUACCCCAAGGGCCCCUGGCUUACACAUCCUCUAGACUGAGACAGUCCUGGCUGCUGGUCACAGAUACGCCCUGCCCAGACUUCAAGCCCUCUGCAUGCUUUGCCCCUCUUGACGGGCACACACAGCCAGGCCCCAGAUCAUGGUGUGGCCUGGAGAGCGGGGCCUCCAGGCUUGUGGGGGAGCCCCUCACCCUGGAGGACCUGGGGCCUGCCCAGAGCCAGGUGUGGGCCCCAUCCCAAGCUGCUAUCCACUGGCUGCUGGCCUCUGUGCAGCACCUGGAGCACCAGGUAGUCUGUCUUGGGUGGCAGGCAUCCUGGGAACCCCCUGCUGUGCAGCAGGACCCCUGGACCAGCAAUAGCCAGGCACUCACUGCCCACCCCCAACCCAGCCAGCUGGUACUUGCUUCCUGGCACAAGAGGAAGAAACACCCCCGAGGUGUUAGGGAAACUGUGGAUUUCCCAGAGACACCAGGGGGCCGCGCUGGUCUGUCACAUCCUCAGGCGAGCAGCAAGCCCACAUGGCAGAGACCAUUUCAGGGGUGCUUGUGGGGAUUUCCUUGACCUGAGGCGAGGAGAGAACUGUUCCCCAGGGCCUAUGUAUGGCGGGGGCAGCGGGGGACCCCCAGCUCCCUCAAGGGGCAGGUAACAGGGAGGCCAGACUCUGCUCUUCAGCCUGCUCUAGUGCAGCCUGGGGUGUCCUACCUGGACAGCGAGGAGGGGCGGUGGCCCCGCAGGAGCAGGUCAGCAGGGAGGAAGAAAGGAUGGCUUCCUGUCCCCAGACACAGCCCCAGCGAGGAGUGCCCUGCAGGUACGGGCCAGAGGAGGCUGGGGUGGGAGCUGGGUGGCUGCAGGGCCCCCGUUCCCUCCUCCCCAGAAUUCUCACUGCAAGCUGGCCGUCACUACCCUGUCAGCCCUCUUCUCCCAGAAAGGGAGGCCUUGGACAGGCAGGUGUGGCGGGGGCGGUCCUGUCCUGCUUGCUUCUCACCCUGAGAACUGUGUCAUGUCCUUUUGCUUUCUAAGAACAACGCCCGAAACAUCGGGAGCCGGGAGCCCAGGAGAGCCAGGUGAGGCCUUACUCCUAGGACAGCACCUGUCGCAUUUGCCUGGGUGAAUGGGGACGAGGCCCUGAUAGAGAGAAGGCUUUGAUGGCAGAUUCGUGCAGGAUUUAGGGGAAACGUAAACUCCUUCACACUGUCCCUGCGGGGAAACAGGGGGCCUCUGGGCGCCAAGGACAGGAACAUGGGGACUGCUUGGGAUCUUAAACCUCUGCAGCUGCCCUGUGCUCGCUGCAGUCCGGCGGGGCGUGCUCUGGCCUCUCGGAGCUUUCCUGGCUGGGAUCCCCUAGACUAGCCUCAGCAGCAGGACGUGCUUCCCAUCUGCAGCUGGUCUGUCCUUCUGCACCCUCAUCAAGGUCAGAAAGGUGAUGGGGUGCCGAGCGCCCAGCUGCUCCCAGGGCUGAGGGGCCAGGCCCGCCCCUGACCAGCACUGGUCUGUCCCCAGCCAGCAGCAGCUGUCCAGAUGUUUCAGAGCCUGACGGCACUUGACACUGGGGCAGCAGGCCGCAUCAACGGCAGCAGUGCUGGGCUGCCAACUGGCGCUGCCCUGGGCACUUGACACUGGGGCAGCAGGCCGCAUCAACGGCAGCAGUGCUGGGCUGCCAACUGGCGCUGCCCUGGGCACUGUGGCUCCGGGAGGCCCAGCUGGAGGUGGCAUGGGGGCGACACACUCAGGCCCUGCUGGCCCCAGAGCUUCCAAAAGGUCAGCAGCCUCCAGGUUGGUCCAUGGGGAGGGAUGAAGUGCUGUUAUGUCUAGACGGGAGGUUCUUCUAGGGCAUGAAUUUACCGCCUGAGUGAUCAGCAGUAGAGCUGGUGGUAAUCAGCCCAGAUGCCUGAACCAGCUCUUCCUGAGUUCAAAUCCUGCCUCUGCUACUUUUCUUUGUUCACACUUUCUCACUUUGUAGCCUUAGGCAAGUCACCUAACCUCUCUGUGCCUUGAUCUCUAGCUCUAAAAUGGGACAAUAAUAGUACAUUCAGGGUUGUUGUGAGAUUGAAUUAAUAAAUAUAAGCACCUCAGAACCCUGCCUAGCACAUAACAAGCUCUCUACCAUAGAAGUUGCUAUUUUUUACUAGUGGUUUGUGUACCAGGCCUGGAAGGGCACGCCUGUGUUUCUCCCUCCUUGGGCAAGAAGGGCUCCAGGAGGGCCCAGCUCCAGGUCGCGCCUCCCAAGGAAAGCCCUGCCUCUUGGGCCCCAUCUCUCCAUUCAUUUCUCCAUUCCCAAAGAGGCAGGGCAGUCUAAUGGUUACGACCCCAGGCUCUGGACUCUGACAGAAUGUUUGACUCCUGCUCCUGCCCUUUUUUCUGGUGCCCCUCUCAGGGCACAUUUGAGGCUGCACCCAGCAUCCCUCUUGCCCUUCUCUACUGACCCAGUGGAGAAACCUGCCUUUGCAGCAGAAACAAGGGCAGCCCCAUAUCCAGGCUGGGCCAGGACCCCCAUCCUCUGGGGGAGGCCAAGGCCGAGGCACCCCAGGAAGGAAGCCAGUGGAGGAUCCCACCUGGAGAAACAGGUAGUCUGGGACAGCCCAGG